AUGUUUAAAAAAUUGUUCACCAUAAUCUAUCUUCCGGAAAUACCUGGUUUAGUAGAAUUAGAUAAAAACUACGGAGAAACUUUAAUUUUUCUAUUUCAUACCACAUUUUAUGUAACUCAACCGCCGAUCAACUGGGAGUUCGCAAUACAAAAUCUUUUCGAACUAUCUUUUGUUUUGAUGAUGUUUUCUAUGUACUUCAUACUUGGAAAUAUGCAACGCGAGAUUCACGAUUAUACUUCGAUGACUGUCAAUUUUUGGGAUAGUAUAACGGAUUCUGACCAAAAAGAGUACUUUGAAAAGUGUGAAUAUAUUGGUCGCAAAGUACUAAUGAUUCUCUCUACAUACGUUUUGGUUGCCUUGAGUUUCACAGGAACUAUGAUACUGUUCUCGUUGAGCGUAAAUAAUUAUUUUCUCUUAUUAGAGAUGAUCAUUUCAUUUUUCUCAAUAAUUUUUACAGCAUUUUUAACCGCUCAUUUCGGACAAAUAGUGAUAAAUGCAAGCGAUGAUAUAUUUUAUGAUUGUUACUUUUGUGGAUGGUACAAAUUUCCUUCAAACACUAAACCAUACAUAAUAAUGAUGAUGAUUCGAGCACUCAGCCCUUGUGAAUUAAAAGCAGGCCCGUCUGCGGUCCUUACCAUGAACUAUGAAAAUUUUAGUGCGGUAAGUUAUGAUCAGUUUCACGUCCAGUUCAACAAACUAAAACCCAUUUAA
Molecule: messenger RNA, 711 nt
Organism: Trichogramma pretiosum
Lineage: Eukaryota; Metazoa; Arthropoda; Insecta; Hymenoptera; Trichogrammatidae
Exons: 6
Coding region: 1-711 (236 amino acids)
Biological process (GO): sensory perception of smell; detection of chemical stimulus involved in sensory perception of smell
Cellular component (GO): plasma membrane
Molecular function (GO): olfactory receptor activity; odorant binding
Source: RefSeq, a predicted model, not a curated record